Messenger RNA from Nothoprocta perdicaria, 2129 nucleotides. RefSeq names its product cytochrome P450 2J2-like. The transcript is spliced from 9 exons. Gene Ontology annotation, biological process: xenobiotic metabolic process. The record is from RefSeq and is a predicted model, not a curated record. Gene Ontology annotation, cellular component: intracellular membrane-bounded organelle; cytoplasm. Lineage: Eukaryota; Metazoa; Chordata; Aves; Tinamiformes; Tinamidae. Gene Ontology annotation, molecular function: oxidoreductase activity, acting on paired donors, with incorporation or reduction of molecular oxygen, reduced flavin or flavoprotein as one donor, and incorporation of one atom of oxygen; heme binding; iron ion binding. The coding region runs from base 222 to 1721 and encodes 499 amino acids.
AGGCUGCAGCGAAGAUUUCCAAUGUGGUGUCUCUGAUGUCCUCCUGGCAAGUGUGGAUGAAUCAAACUGCUUUUUAACUUUAAAUUUGUUGUGGGGGGAGGCAGGGAGAUGUGCCAGGAGAGGCGGGCGGCUGCAUGAGAAGCUGACUCGCAGGCGCCUGUCUCCCUGUGCACUUUGCCCAGCUCCGGGCGCGGAUCCGGACGCCUGGGGCUGCCGGCAUCAUGAGCCUCGCCAUGCUGCGCCUCCUGAGCGAGGGCGUCUCCAGCCUCUCCAUACGGACCCUCCUGGUCUUCCUCGUCGUCUUCCUGCUCAUCGCUGACUACAUGAAGAAGAGGAAGCCCAAAAACUUCCCGCCGGGACCCUUCUCCCUCCCCUUCCUGGGGAAUAUCCUCUCCAUGGACUUCAUUGACCCCCUGAAAGGGGUAGAGAAGCUUAUUGAAAAAUAUGGGGACAUCUUCAGCAUGGACAUGGGCAGCAUCAACUAUGUUAUUGUCAGCAACUUUGAGAUGGUUAAGGAGGUGCUCGUAAACCAUGGGGAAAACUUCCUAGAUCGUCCAGAAAUGCCUUUCGACAACGACUUCUUUAGCAAACGUGGGCUGACCACUUCCAAUGGGCAUUUAUGGAAACAGCAGAGAAGAUUUGCCCUGACCACGCUCAGAAACUUUGGCCUGGGCAAGAAGAGCUUGGAGGAGCGGAUCCAGGAGGAGUGCCGGUACCUCACGGAUGCCAUUGGGGAAGAGCAGGGACAUCCUUUUGACCCCCACUUUAAGAUCAAUAAUGCUGUCUCCAACGUCAUCUGCUCCGUCUCCUUUGGAGACCGAUUUGAGUACCACAAUGAGCGCUUCCAAGAGCUGCUGCAUUUGCUGGACAAGGCAGUGGUGCUGCAUGGCCACCCUGUGAGCCAGCUCAACAGCUUUUUCCCAAGCAUCAUGAAAUAUGUCCCCGGACCGCACCAUACCAUUUCUGAAAUCUGGAAGCAACUGAAAAGUUUUGUGCAGACCAUAAUUGCUAAGCACAAGGAGGACUGGCAGCCCACYGAAAGCCGGGACUUCAUUGACAGCUACCUGCAGGAGAUAGCAAAGGAUGACGGCAGCGAUGGCUUCAAUGAUGAGAAUCUUGUGGCCUGCACACUGGAUUUGUUCGUUGCUGGAACAGAGACAACAUCCACAACCCUCCGCUGGGCUUUGCUCUACAUGGCUGCAUACCCAGACAUUCAAGCACGUGUGCAAGCGGAGAUUGAUGCUGUAGUGGGUCAGACUCGGCAGCCUGGCUUGGAUGAUCGGACCAGCCUACCCUACACCAACGCUGUGGUCCACGAGCUGCAGAGGUUCAGCAAUGUCAUCCCUGGGAGCGUGCCCCGGCUGACCACACGUGACACCCUGCUCAGGGGCUUCUUUGUGCCCAAGGGCACCGUUUUGAUAACCAACUUGACCUCAGUGCUCAGGGACAAGAAACAGUGGGAAACGCCUGAUACUUUUAACCCCGAGCACUUCCUGAAGGACGGCCAGUUCUACAAGAGAGAGGCCUUCAUACCAUUCUCCCUAGGGAAGCGCGCCUGCCUGGGCGAGCAGCUGGCCCGUGCYGAGCUCUUCCUCUUCUUCGCGGCCCUGCUGCAGAAGUUCACCUUCCGGAUGCCGCAGGACGCCGUGCCCAACCUCCGCUACCGCCUGGGCAUGACACGGUACCCCCAGCCCUACCGCGUCUGUGCCCUGCCGCGCUAGCGGGGCCCCCAAACAUCCAUAGGGCUGCAGCAAGCAGGGCCAGAGAGAAGAUGCCCCCUCCACAACAACAGCAAAAUAGUUUCCUUUACAAAGUGACCUUUGUAGUCUCUGUCUGCCAACCAUAAUGCUGCAUUGAGAGACGAGUUGAAAAUCCCCAGUUGUCCAGGUGAGAAAUGUUUCUAUAUUUUUUGACAACAUACAAAUUGUAGGGAUCAAGGCUUUCUUAAUUUCAUUUUGUGUAGUAAUCAUUCUUAGCAGCAUAUAAGUUAGGAGUGCUUUGCCAAGGGCCAUAUUUUGGCGGGUCCACCCUGUUAAAAGAGCGGCACUAGCCCCUGUCUUGUGGAUUGAACAUGAGUAGUAAUUACCAAAGGUGUGCUUCUGUUACUCUUGACAUACCAUAUAUGUAUG